AUCGAUCAGGCACGGCGAGGAAGCAAAAACUGCAAUUUUUAACUCAUUUCUCCGUUCUUUCCAAAAAAAUUUCAUAGCUGAAGCUGACCCACGAGUACGAUAGCUCCAAUCAUUUAUCAUAAUCAUCAUCCUUAUUCCUUCUUUACAGCCUAAAGCUAUCCCGACGCACAUUUCUGUCUUCUCUGACAUCUCCCUGGCUUUUCGUUCUCGUCAUCCAUCUUCCUGAGUUGAUUGAAUCAGCUCAGGAAUUGGAUUUCGUACCUUUUACGGUUGAAUAUGGAGCUAGUUCCUUACUCAGACCCCAGUUCCACCACCCCAGCGUGGCAGGACAUGUUCCGAUCCGCGUCCAUCAGGAAACCAUCUUCAACUCCUCCAUCCCACGCGCCGCAGCAGAAAUCCGACGCGCCACCUCAUGCCGGCGACCCAGAACAGAAACCCACACUCUCGGGUGACCCCCAGGUACGCCUUGCUCUCUAUAUAGCCAUGGCCCACGCUGGUCUUGCCUUCGCCAUUUUUAUACUAUACACUGUGUGUAAGCUCUUGGAAGAAUAUCUUCGACCCCUUCAGUGGGCUGUGCUAUGUUCUAUUCCUCUGAGAGGGAUUCAGAAAACCCUUGUCGCAUUUUGGUCUGAGCCCUUGAGUUUAGGCCUUACAGAGACUGUACUCGCCAUUCCCGUUGCUAUAUUCGGGGUUUUUGUCGGAACCCUUGUUGAAAUUCGCGAAGCACUUUUCAGGUUUCUUCUCAGAAAACCUAAAUCUGAAACUCCAAGAAGGAAGCGAAGUGGGUUUUCCACUAUACUUCGUCUGCUCUUGUCCUUUGGGAUAUUCAUAAUUGCUUAUGAGAUAAUCGGGAGUUUUGGAUCUUUGUCGCUUGUUGGAUUGGCAUUUGUGUUUAGUUCUACUAGUAUCAAUUCGACGAUGUCCACAUUGUCUUCCUUCAGGAGUAAUAGCUUCGGACGCAGUAAGAUUAGUGCCUUUUUCACACGAGGAAUACUGAAAAGAUUGAAAACUAUUGUGGCAAUUGGGUUGAUUAUUGGUAUGAUUAUGGGGUUUUUGGUUGGUGUGAUUUUCUUCUCUUAUAAGAUUGGAGUUGAAGGGAAAGAUGCCGUGAUUUCGCUGAAAUCACAUGUAGAGCAGAGCAAUUAUGCUGAGAAAUUCGGUGUGAAGCAGUGGAUGGAUGAGAAUGAUGUUCCUGGAAUGGUAGACAGGUACACUGCGAAGUUAUAUGAGACAGUGUCUGAUCAGAUAGAUGGCUUGGCAGUACAGUACAAUAUGACUGAAUUUGUGACUGGCAUUAAGCAUUUUGUGAUUAAUGCGCCUGUUAACUCUUCAGGACCUUCAACGGCUUUAAUGGCUCCGUCACGAUACACUGAAAAGCUCAUGAGCCUGAAAAGCCGGAUUAGAAACCGGGAGUGGAGUCAUAUUUAUACAGAAGUGGAUACCAUUUUUAGAGAAUUCAUAAUUACCCGGGAGGAUUUAGUUGUGAAGGCGAAAGGAUAUGCUGUUAAAGGAAUGGAAGUAUUUCAAGGUGUUUUUGCUAGUAGUAGAACUGUGCUUGGCAGUGGUGCAAAAUUCCUGUUCUCCAUUGUGAAUUCUGUAAUUUCUGGAGCUGCUGAGUUUUUCAACUUCGUAUCCCAGUCAGUGGUUUUUUUCUGGGUUUUAUAUUAUCUCAUCACAUCAGAGUCUGGUGGAGUGACAGAGCAAGUGAUUUGUAUGAUUCCAAUUUCUAGCUCAGCUAGGGUCAGAUGUGUUGAAGUUCUGGACAAAGCUAUUUCUGGAGUCCUUCUAGCCACAGCUGAGAUUGCAUUUUUUCAAGGAUGUCUCACUUGGCUCUUAUUUAGGCUAUACAAAAUACAUUUUCUGUACAUGUCAACUGUCCUCGCCUUCAUCAGUCCUCUGCUGCCGAUAUUUCCAUCAUGGCUUGCUACGAUUCCAGCAGCCGCCCAACUAUUGCUGGAAGGAAGAUACAUAGUGGCCGUUGUCUUGGCUGUGACUCACCUUGUCCUAAUGGACUAUGGUGCAUCAGAAAUUCUGGAAGAUGUUCCUGGGAAUAGUGCAUAUCUCACUGGCCUCAGCAUCAUUGGUGGAAUGACCUUAUUCCCGUCCGCUGUGGAGGGUGCUAUAAUGGGGCCACUGAUAACUACAGUGAUGAUUGCUCUAAAGGAUUUAUAUGUGGAGUUUGUUUUGGUGGAACCAAAGGAGAAGACAACGAAGGAGAAAGAGAGCUAAGCAUGGAAUGUAUUCACGGUUCAGUAAUAUUAAGGGGUUGGAGGUUGGUGCCAGUGAGUUAUUUUUCACUUUGGAAUUUGCCUCUAAUCUGGAUUUGUUCAUAGCCUUAUUGUUGUCUGUAUCAGUAGGUUAUUUAUUAUAUUUGCGUUAAAUAGUAAGGGCCCUGUAUCCUUUUCUGUUAAUUACUCUCAUGAUCCAUUUUUGAGGAUUUAAUUUAUUAAAGCGAGUAUAGAUGUAAAUUGAUUCAUGCAUUUCUUGCCUGGAAGGAUGAUUUUGAAUAAUAGUAUUAGAACAUUAGAA
Molecule: messenger RNA, 2529 nt
Organism: Neltuma alba
Lineage: Eukaryota; Viridiplantae; Streptophyta; Magnoliopsida; Fabales; Fabaceae
Exons: 2
Coding region: 277-2229 (650 amino acids)
Source: RefSeq, a predicted model, not a curated record